AUGCAGAAGAUCGCUGAAGGAGUUGCAGGCUGCAAGAGACUCCUGAAGAACACGAGGAAGAAAGAGAAAACAGCAGAGCAUCUACAGGGGGUUCGGAAGUCAUCCAGUAUGCGUCUGCUGGCGGUUUUGGCUCUGCUGUUCUGCGUAGUGGUUUGUGCGGACCAGGCAAGAGCAGAAAUGCAGGCAGUGAAGCUGUGUGGUCGGGAGUUUCUGAGGGCUGUGGUCUACACCUGUGGAGGCUCCCGUUGGAGGAGAUUCUUCAGAGAACCAGACAUGGGCGGUCUGUCUUCAGGGGAGCAGAACAGCUUGGAAAACCUUAGCAUCCCGGGAUCUAACUGGAGCAAACGGGACAUAAACAACAUCCUGACAAACUUGUGCUGUCAGGUGGGCUGCAGGAAAAGUGAACUCACCUACUUGUGCUAAUGACUAUUUGGUCUUUUAUUUUUACUCAGAGACCAAAAUAACUGCCUUGUCUCUCACCUUGCCUUAAAACCUGAAUUUCACUCUGAUGUCUAAUAUUAUGAUCGUUGUAGAAAAGAUAGUGAAUGUGGUGCAUCUGUGAAUUUUUGUGUGAAUUUGAGGUCAAUAAUUUCAUCAAUAAAUAUAUGACUGAAUAUAUUUUAAGUAGAACUUGUAUUAGAGUUUAUAGGAGUGUAUUAAUUGCAGAUCAAUUAAGACAGCCAUCUAAGACCUCUCAGAAAUUUUGUCAGGUCUUAGAUGGCAGAUAUCUAGUACCUGAUGUUUCAUAUAUUUGUGCAGAAUAAAAUAACUGUGGUGCAAAUUUGUAUAGAUUCCAAUUCUGCUUUUAUGCCUAACAUUUAUGUUUUAAAUUGUUAUAAGAAAAAUAAAUGUUCUUGCAAAUGCUUUUAGGUGUGGUGUUUUGGUCAAUACAAUAAUUUCAAUGAAAGGAGACUAUUGUUAUGCAAGAUCAUCAACUAAAAAACAUUUUGCUCACCAUCUUUUUAAUACAUGAAAAUUGAGUAAAGACAUUGAAUCAAAAGUCAGGUCAAAUUUCAAAGGCAACAACUCAUACAUAUUGCCUUCUUGUUUGACAUGCUAAAACAAAAAUAAAUAUAUCAAGUUAUAAACAGAGUA
Molecule: messenger RNA, 1095 nt
Organism: Poeciliopsis prolifica (blackstripe livebearer)
Lineage: Eukaryota; Metazoa; Chordata; Actinopteri; Cyprinodontiformes; Poeciliidae
Gene: insl5a
Product: insulin-like 5a
Exons: 2
Coding region: 1-423 (140 amino acids)
Cellular component (GO): extracellular region
Molecular function (GO): hormone activity
Source: RefSeq, a predicted model, not a curated record